ACGAAAAGAGCUGCUCGCAGCCGCACUACUGUGAAUAUCUGUAUGCUCAUAGCCAGGACUGUGGAGUGUGCAAAGGAGGGAGCGCGCGAGAGAGAGAGAGAGAGAGAGCGAGCGAGCGAGCGAGAGCGAGGAGGAGAGGUGGAGGGAAUACAGUUGGAUUUGGAUACAACUGGAAAACUACCAAGCGCGCACAGCACGCACCGAGCGGAAGGCACAUCGACGGUGCGUUGCCAACAUUUCACCUACUCCCCCCCGUCCCCUGCGUUCAGAUCCAGGCGAGAAUGGAGCUCCCCGCCGCCGGAGAGCACGUCUUUGCGGUGGAGGGCAUCGAAAAGAAGCGCAUCCGCAAGGGCAAGAUCGAGUACCUGGUCAAGUGGCGAGGCUGGUCUCCCAAAUACAACACAUGGGAACCAGAGGAAAACAUCCUUGACCCGCGGCUCCUCGUCGCGUUUCAACACAGAGAGAGGCAGGAGCAGCUGAUGGGAUAUCGCAAACGGGGGCCGAAACCAAAACAUCUUUUACUCCAGGUGCCCUCAUUUGCCAGAAGAUCCAGUAUACCUGCAGGUUUCGAGGAAUCAUCUCAGGAUGCAGAGGCCAGCCUCAAGUCCGAUCCCGUCCCAUUCCAGCGUCCCCAGCCUCAACAGUACCAGCUCAACAGCAAGAAGCACCACCAGUACCAGCCCAGCAGCCAGGAGGUCCCCGCUGACCAGCCAGCCAACGGCAAGAAGAAGUUCAUCUACCAGCUCAACAGCAAGAAGCACCACCACUACGAGCCUGACCCCAAUAUGUACGACGCACAGGCUUCCAGGCUCAAGGAGGUGGUCAAAGUUCAGGAGACGGCCAGUAAACCGACAAAUCCUGGCUGGAACUUACCGCUGGCUCUGCAGCAGAAAUGGGUUCGGGACAAAGACACAGGCUGCUUGAGCAAAGUCAAAGAGUUGGCAGUGGAGGUGAGGAAACCGGCUGUUAAAGACGCUGAGAGCGAACAUGCCCUUAAACCCAACCCUAAAGACGCAACCCUACCUAGUGCUAUUAGCAGCAAAAUGAAGAUAAUCAAGAACAAAAACAAGAACGGACGUAUUGUUAUAGUCAUGAGCAAAUAUAUGGACAGCAACAAGGUUCACGGAGCAAAGGGUAAACACGGGGAAUCUUCGGGCGAAGUGAAACCCCAGAACACCAAACCGUCAGAGAACAAUCCAGCGCACACGACCAAAAUGGUGGAGCACCCGGAGAACGGUAUCCCCAAAGAGCUCUGUAACGGCAGCUCCCCCCCUGCCGCCGAGCAUCCUAUAAAGUGUUCCCAAAAGGACAGACAUUUCUCCAAACCAUCACCAAGCACAGCAGAGGAAUACAACACUGAAGUUGCUCGUGGUCAGGCUGAUUUACCAGAUGAUCUACCCCUUCAGUUAACCGCUAGCUCGCCCUUGACAUCCUGGGCUGUUGACACCAACAUCCCGACCCCUACAUCUGUCGACCAGAUCAGGAUCCCUUCUUUCCCCAACGACCGCAAGCGAAAGCUGUCAGGUCCCAUGGAGGACAGGAGCGCCUCUAAAACCUACCUGACUUGUAGAAGCUUCAGCAUCCCCAGCACUGUGGUCACACCACCUCAGGACAAACCUAUGGACCUCCACUGCAGUGGACCACGCCACAGCAGCACAUGUACAUAUGAGGUUAUGGACUCUGGCAGCCAGGAGGAGCCGAUGGAUCUCAGCUGCCCAAAGACUAAGAAGCAGGUGGAGCCGGAAAUAGAGCCCGAGCCUGCCGUCACAAACACGCCUCCCGUCGUAGAAGACACUCAGACACCUGCAGAGAAAUCAAAAGAAGCACCUGUUAAAAAAAUCUCCCCUUUUAUGGGAAAUAUCAUAAUCACUGACAUCACGACAAACAGUCUCACCGUCACCUUCAAGGAAUAUGUGUCUUUUUGAGAGACUGUUUGUAAAAUGGGACUACCGGUGACCGAUUGGAUGAAUCCUGUGAAUAUGUGCAUAUGUAAAAACAUCAGAAUUUUGUAUAUGUGGAAAUUUAUAAUUUAUCAUUCAAAUUCAAUAUGUUUCUUAUAAUGUUUUAUACUGUAACUCCAAUGUGACGUCAUAGCCAAGAAAGUGCCCUCGAGGAUUUGAGCGAAUGCAUUCGGGUGGAUGUGUUCCACUUUAAAAAAAAAAAAAAAAAAAGCUGUUUAUUUGUCAUAUGGCGCUUGAUGGGAUACUUUUGCUGUUGUUUCAUACCUGUACCAAACUUAUAACCUGAGAUGUAUGAAGGUUUAUACAUAUUUUGUAUGAAUAAUAUCACUUAUUUUGGUCCUGAUAGAAGGUAGAGAGGAUGUUGUUGAAUAUAUGGUGAUCGAAGAUCAAUUGAAAGCACUUAAUUACAUUUUCAUACAUCGGUUUGUGUCAUGAGGAGAGGAGAAAGUCUUAUUUCACUUUUUACUCCACACAGGUGUGCUCAAAUUGACUUGGCAUACGUAAUUACAUGUUUUGUUUGUGGGUUGCUUAAGAAAACGUGAUUAGCCGUGACAUCCAAAUUUAAAAAGCAGGUGUGUCUGCGUACAGUGCAAACACAGCGUGAGGCACACUCGGCUGUGUCAAAACCUUUAAGAAAUGUCCUGCGCUUUUCUUCCUUUGUCUGGUUUUUGUCAGAGAAUUGCACAUUUCAGCUUUUGCAAACAUUUAGGGAAUAAAAUGUGACAUCUCAAAGAUCAUUUACCGUUAAGAAGACAUAAGGAUUCAUACCAUAAUUUAUUAUCUUAUUGUUGAGCUCUCAUUCUGCUGGAGUUACUUUAAAAGUACAUGAUGCUAGUCUCAUUAGGAGCCUCCUAAUGUUGCACAGAUUAGCGAUAAUCAUCUCAUUUUGCUUUUGAAGCUCAUCACAUGAUCUGAAAAACACAUUGUACUACUAUUUGCUUUAGACAAAGCUUCCAUUAAUGAGUAUGUUACACGGAUUUAAUGUGAGUGGCGAGGCUGCCUUUUUAUACUGUUACAUGCGAUCCAAUGAGUGCAAGCUGUUUUGAUAAUGCUGCUGAUAAAUCAAAUGUCAAAGCUGUUGGAUGUCCCCUACAUUUGAGUCUAAAUUGCCUUCUACGCACGUUUAAUGCAAAACCAGUGAGAAUGCUGAAAUGAUAGUAAAAAUGAAGCAUAUUUAUUGACGUUUGAUUUGUUGUUCAAAAACAACUACAAAGAUGCUAUCUGCAUCCGAAGCUGCACGUGAUUCCACUGAACAGUUAGGAAGAUAUUUUGUCUGCUCCAUCUCUGACUUUGUUUGUUCAUUCUGUCUCGCACUUGGUUCAAAAUCAAAAUGAUUGAUAUAAAGUAUGUUCUACCACGAGUUGGCUGACUCAUUGUUGUUGGCACAGCUUAUUGGAUGGUAUGUUCCACAAUAAAGAAAGAGAAAUGACCUCUGA
This is a messenger RNA of Epinephelus moara (kelp grouper), 3397 nucleotides long. RefSeq names its product chromobox homolog 4 (Pc class homolog, Drosophila) (gene cbx4). The transcript is spliced from 5 exons. Bases 282 to 1925 code for a protein of 547 amino acids. Lineage: Eukaryota; Metazoa; Chordata; Actinopteri; Perciformes; Serranidae. Gene Ontology annotation, biological process: negative regulation of DNA-templated transcription. The record is from RefSeq and is a predicted model, not a curated record.